AGGCGACGGAGACACAAGCCCAAGGGAAAGGGAGAAGAAGGGGCCUAGUUCGCCUCCCCAGCCCUCGCCUCGAUUUUGGCCUCUCUCUCUCUCUCUCUCUCUCAGAAAGGGUCGUUGUGACUCUCCAGAGCCAUGAGUCAGAGGCAGGUCCUGCAAGUCUUUGAGCAGUAUCAAAGAGCCCGAACACAGUUUGUGCAGACUGUUGCAGAACUUGCUACUAGGCCACAAAAUAUCGAAACACUUCAGAAUGCAGGUGUAAUGGCUCUGCUGAGGCCGCUCCUAUUGGAUGUGGUUCCAAAUAUUCAACAGACAGCUGCCUUGGCCCUUGGGAGACUUGCCAAUUAUAACGAUGACCUGGCAGAAGCUGUAGUUAAGGGAGAUAUUCUUCCACAGCUUGUAUAUUCAUUGGCUGAGCAGAAUCGUUUCUAUAAGAAAGCAGCUGCAUUCGUAUUAAGAGCAGUUGGAAAACAUUCUCCUCAACUAGCCCAAGCUAUAGUUGACUGUGGAGCACUAGAUACCCUGGUGAUUUGCUUGGAAGAUUUUGAUCCUGGUGUAAAAGAGGCUGCAUCCUGGGCUCUUGGCUACAUAGCAAGACACAAUGCAGAACUGUCACAGGCUGUGGUGGAUGCUGGAGCCAUUCCUCUCUUAGUAUUGUGUAUCCAGGAGCCAGAGAUCUCUUUGAGAAGGAUUGCUGCUUCUGCGCUCAGUGAUGUUUCAAAGCAUUCUCCAGAGUUAGCACAGACCGUCGUGGAUGCGGGGGCAAUUGCUCACUUGGCUCAGAUGAUCCUCAACCCUGAUGCCAAACUGAAGCGUCAGGUGCUAUCAGCUCUCAGCCAGAUAGCAAAGCAUUCUGUGGAUCUGGCAGAAAUGGUGGUUGAAGCAGAAAUUUUCCCUGUUGUACUCACAUGCCUGAAGGACUCCGAUGAAUAUGUCAAGAAAAAUGCUGCAACUCUAAUUAGAGAGAUAGCAAGGCAUACGCCUGAGCUUUCACAACUUAUAGUAAAUGCAGGAGGAGUUGCUGCUGUCAUUGACUGCGUUGGCAGCUGCAAAGGAAAUGUUAGACUCCCAGGGAUCAUGAUGCUGGGCUACGUGGCAGCUCAUUCGGAGAACCUUGCCAUGGCAGUGAUAAUCUCCAAGGGAGUUCCACAACUGGCAGUGUGCUUGUCAGAAGAGCCAGAAGAUCAUAUUAAGGCAGCAGCUGCAUGGUCUUUGGGACAGAUUGGGAGACACACUCCAGAACAUGCUCGGGCUGUUGCAGUAGCAAAUGUGUUACCCGUGUUGCUUUCUUUCUAUAUGGCAAAUGAGAGUUCAGAAGAUCUUCAAGUCAAAACAAAGAAGGCAUUAAAAAACAUCUUACAGAAGUGCACUCAUCUGCCAGCACUUGAACCUUUGCUCCACGAUGCUCCUCCCAACAUCCUGAAACAUGUUGUAGGACAGUUCAGUAAGGUUCUGCCACAUGAUUCUAAAGCCAGACGUCUUUUUGUAACAAGUGGUGGCCUUAAAAAGGUGCAGGAGAUAAAAGCAGAGGCUGGAUCCCUUCUUCAAGAGUACAUCAACACAAUUAACAAUUGUUAUCCUGAAGAAAUUGUCAGAUAUUAUUCCCCUGGAUAUUCUCAAGCACUUCUGGAAAGGGUAGAAAAUUAUCAGCCUGUUCUAUAAACUGUUCAGCAUUUGUGAUAGAAAAAUUACCUUUUUAUAUCUGUGUUUUGAGUGGCAAGCAUAUAUAUAAUUUCAAAACUUUUAGUGUGGGAGAAAUUAAGUCCUCUAUUCUGUUACCAAUCACCAAAGAUAAAAGGCAGAUGUAUCUUUCUGCCUUGGAUCUACAGUUUGCUUUCUGGUGCUAACAAGAAAGACUGUCAUGUGCUUAUAUUAAGAGGUCGGAGUUUCUCAAAUAUUGAAGACCUAAGAACAGAAGGUCCAGCAUUCCAGAUGUAUCUCUAGUCUUCAGGACAGUUAUUCCAGUCAGGUCCUUAAGAAAAAAUUAAGAAUAUUACUAUGUGAGAGGAUUACAGCACCAUCCACCAAGUCCUGGAACUAUAUAGCCUUCGCUUUGUGUCAGUAGGGCGUGCAUGAAGAUGUCAUUUGCAGCUUUGCCCAGCCUCGGUUGAAAUUGCUUGCAUGUGAGCAAAUAAGUAUCAAACUAUGCCUUGAUUUUUGCCUUGCUACCACUUCAGCCUUUUCCCUCUGACAUCUUGGAGAGCUAAUAAGCUGAUGAAUGUUUCAUCUUAACAUGCAGGUUUUUGAAUGGAGCACCCUUUAACUUUAGGAGAACAAUUUGAGUCAAGCUAGUUUUAAGGAAUGGCUAAGUAGUUACAAAAAACUGAAAGUAUGCCUAGCAGUGAAUCUUGCUUGAAAGAUAUGCCAACAUUUCUGGUCCUCAAAUUCCUUAAAGUUAGUUUAAAAUAAAGUUUUAAAAAUAGCACCUUGACAACAUCUUGUUGCCCAACAUGAUAGCCCUGGACACUACAAAAUAAAACUAAGUCCAGUGUUGAUCAGAAAUAAUGUAUGACUAUUUUAUUAUGCUAUCAUCUUGAAUUCUUUUUAUUUCUCUCUGAAAGUUUCCCUAAGCAAUUAUAACAGAAAACAGUUAAAAUGCAUUUGACAGAUGAAACAUUACUCCCAUCAGGUAAUGUCUACAAAUUGCUUGGCAAAACUAACAUCCCAGAUACCUUUUGAUUUUCAUCUGGCUUGUAGGCCUGGUGGAUCUUAAGUACACUUGGGUCAUUUGUUCACAUUUAUCCUUAAGCAGAGAAAUACAUCCUAAGCCAGCAAAAUUUUGUAUUAAUUCUGGAAGAUGUAUGGGCUUCAGUGAAUGGUGGCAGAGAGUUACUUUGGCUGCAUUCCCACUGUGAUUUAAAGUGAAUUGCUGAUCUAGUUAAAGGACCAUCAUUCCCAUUUGAAAUAGCUUCCAGUCCUACUGUGAUUGUUUUCAAUUGCGAUGAAGUGAGGCAAACACAAAAAACCUGCUCUUACUUGGCACUAGUUCUUUGGUGGUUCUUUUGAAAAGAAUCGAUUUUGAAGUGUGUUCAACAAGUGGGAAUGGCGGAUCUGAAUCACAUCAUUCUGGAGGGGAGGGACUAACGGCAGUGGUUUGUUUAUCAUCCCUCCUCAGUUUUUGGUAGAUCCACCAUUCCCCCCUCCUCCCAGUGCUGUCUUUGUGUUUGUGCUGUGACCUAUGGGCGCAUAAUUUUU
Molecule: messenger RNA, 3192 nt
Organism: Sceloporus undulatus (fence lizard)
Lineage: Eukaryota; Metazoa; Chordata; Lepidosauria; Squamata; Phrynosomatidae
Gene: SPAG6
Product: sperm associated antigen 6
Exons: 11
Coding region: 133-1659 (508 amino acids)
Biological process (GO): neuron projection extension; sperm axoneme assembly; epithelial cilium movement involved in extracellular fluid movement
Cellular component (GO): axoneme; sperm principal piece; microtubule cytoskeleton
Molecular function (GO): microtubule binding
Source: RefSeq, a predicted model, not a curated record